Molecule: messenger RNA, 249 nt
Organism: Mesocestoides corti
Lineage: Eukaryota; Metazoa; Platyhelminthes; Cestoda; Cyclophyllidea; Mesocestoididae
Source: the annotation of a GenBank genome assembly
AUGAUCUUCGGACAUGUAUUGCGGCUGCCGGCAGAUGUCGUGGCACCACCGCCUCGAGAGACGGGUUAUUCACAACCUUCUGAAUACGUUGCUGACGUACGGCGCCAUCUGCGUUGCUUUUUUGACUCAGCCAGGUCACAGCUAGACUUUGCCCACGAGCGCAAGAAGGAUUAUUCUGAUAAACGAGCCCACGGUACCCCUGUCUGUACCAGAAACCAUGCCAAUCCAAUUGAACCAACUCACCAAUAA